Messenger RNA from Brassica napus (rape), 1114 nucleotides. RefSeq names its product heavy metal-associated isoprenylated plant protein 45-like. The coding region runs from base 554 to 1030 and encodes 158 amino acids. Lineage: Eukaryota; Viridiplantae; Streptophyta; Magnoliopsida; Brassicales; Brassicaceae. The record is from RefSeq and is a predicted model, not a curated record. Gene Ontology annotation, molecular function: metal ion binding. The transcript is spliced from 3 exons.
UUUGCUGCAGAGAUUUACUUUAUAAGAGGCAACAAAUAUUAAACAUUAAACAUAUAUUUCUUCUAUAAUUUUUAAGCUUAUAUAAUUUUAAAGAUAACUUAACUGUUAGAAUAUUCAUAAAUUUCUAAAACACCAAAAUAGUUGAGGAAACGUUUAUAAAACAUAAAAAAGUAUUAUGCAUCUAACCACAUCUUAUGUUUUCUUAGCUGGAAAAUACCUAAAACUGGAAAUGAAAUGGUGAACCCUUACGCUGGCUACAAGACAAUGAUUAAAAUGAAAUAAAAUAAUAAGAAGACAAAGAAAAACCCUGGCAACACCGAACACACAAGGUAAUGUUAGACUUAGGACAUAAGCUUUUUGCAUCUCACAAGACGCAAACGCGGUUACUUGGAAUCAUACACCAAGUGUUCCCAACACGCGCAGACAUUUCUCCCUAUAUAUAUAUCUAUAAACUCAUACGUUAUAUAUUAUACAACCAAAAGAUCUUACAGAAAGCAAACAAAAGUUUUAUCUUAACACAAAACGUACAAGGCUCCGAAAGAUACCUAAGAAAAUGCUUGAUUGGAUACAUGGAAACUCUCGGUUACCACUCGCUUUAUCUGUUGUGGAGCUUUUGGUAGAUAUGGAUUGCCAAGGAUGUGAAAAGAAAGUCCGAAGAGCUAUUUCCAAACUUGAUGGAGUGGAUACGGUGGAGAUAGACGUGGAUCAACAAAAAGUGACGGUCACAGGGUACGUUGAUCGGGAAGAUGUUCUUAGAAUGGUGAAACGAACGGGACGAGCAGCAGAGUUCUGGCCAUUUCCUUAUAAUGGAUAUUAUGGCGACUACUAUACGUAUCCUUCUCAAUACUUGGAACAACCGAUUCAGAAGAUAAACCAUGCAGAGAAUACUAUUUCAUACAAUGGCAAACACGACUUCUAUGACGACUCUUCUAUAACCGGUUAUAAUUAUCCUCGUCCACCACAAAAAGUUGAUGAAAAUGCUCUUCAUCUUUUUAGCGAUGAUAAUGUACAUGCUUGUGCUGUCAUGUGAAUUUUUGUAUUAUUUGUUUGUUUUUUCAGUUCAUUCAUUCAUUCAUUCAUUUUGUAAUCACAGAAAAUAAAUAUCGUAUUCUUU